This is a messenger RNA of Cheilinus undulatus (humphead wrasse), 6591 nucleotides long. Its product is annotated as zinc finger MYM-type protein 4. The coding region runs from base 210 to 4763 and encodes 1517 amino acids. The record is from RefSeq and is a predicted model, not a curated record. Gene Ontology annotation, molecular function: zinc ion binding. Lineage: Eukaryota; Metazoa; Chordata; Actinopteri; Labriformes; Labridae. The transcript is spliced from 30 exons.
CUUCCACAUGUAAAGAGACCUACGCUAUUCAAUUAUAUCUGCUAAUUAUGCAAACGCGACACAUAUUUCUGUCUUCUAAGAUUAUUUUUGCAUUCUUAAAUGAAAUUUCAUCAUGGGAUUUCAUCUAAAACAACCUCCUGCAUUCAUAACCUAUAACCCCAGAGGUGGGUGGGUGUAAGGAAGCGCGGCGUCUGCAGCAUAAUUAAAACAUGGCGGAAUCGGAGGAAUUUAGACUUAAAAGAUUACAGCAUGAAGAGCGCCUCUCUAGAGUGUUCGAUGAAGUGAUGGGGCUUGGAGAAUUCGCAGACUCCUCCAGGGGCUCUGCCUCCUCUUCCAGGAGUGGAGGUCAGAAUGAGACAAAGGGUGUAGAUGAAAUUUCAGGAACUGGGGAGCCCCAACAGGUUGAAGGCGAGGAUAGCAACAGCAGCAGGCAAGAAGAAAAGACAAAAGACAGGACAGGAGAGUCGUCAUUUCCUUGCAUAUCCACCUCUUCAUCUGACCGACCCUCCUCAUUUACUUUGAGAACCAACGAAGAAGGAGGAAGUGGAGGGGCCGCUUUUGACAACGCACUGGACGGCCUUCCUUCAUAUGAACCAGAAGAUGAGGAUGAGGAUUGGCAUUUUUCUCUGGACAGCCUUGAGGAUGCCAAUGCAGCUCAGGCAAAAAGAAAAGAAAACCAGCCAUCAGCUGCCCAGCAGCCCAGAGGGGAGGACGAGGACAGGGAAGGGAGCAGUGGGUCAGCUAAUACCUCCCACUCCUCACAGGACCCCCCUACUGAAAACAGUAGAGAUGGUGGCACCAUGAACCAGACAGAGGAGACCGAAGACAGCCAGCAGGGGGAGCAAUCUGAAGGAGCUCCAAUGGAGGACAGUAAUCUCCCAACUUCUCCUGUGAUCAAAGAUGAACCCAUUGAUGAGGGCUACGAUGCUGCUUUACUGCCCCAGAACUCCAUCAGUAAGAUCAAAGAGGAGCUGGAGCAGCAGGAGGAAGAGCAGCUCAGGAUCAGCUCUGUUUACUCUGUGGGUGGCGGGAACUCCUUUGCAACUCCAACCAUGCCAGCACCAGUCCAACCCCAACCUCAGGCAGCCAUUUUCAUCCAGGGUCGAGGUACUGUCCUACAAGCUAUGGCCUCUCUCCCUGUCAGACCACCAGCUCCUGUCCCAACUUCACUUCCAGCUCUGCAAGCAAUGCCCCCACGUCCACCUCCACCUUCUGUUCCUGGUAGUGUUCGCUGCAGUGGAUGCUCCAAGGUUCUGCUAAAAGGCCAAACAGCAUUCCAAAGAAAAGGCUCGACUCAGCUUUUCUGCUCCACCGUCUGUCUGACCGGCCAUCUGCCUCCAACCCCAAAGAACAGAGCCUGUUUCCAGUGUAACAGGGAGAUUCUUCAGCCCAGAGACAUGAUCACAAUUCCAGCAGAUGACAGCACCCUCAUGCACUUUUGUGGCCAGUUCUGUCUGUCCGUCUAUAGACACAAGAGGAAACAAGUCGACAAGGGUCCUGAAAAACGACCGGAGAGGAUUACUGAGAAGCCACCCGAGAAACCCAUAGAGCGUCUGCCUGACAAACCCUUCUGCAGUGUCUGCAAAAUUUCUAAUAGGGUGAUCGAACAUGAAGUCACCCACCAAGGGCGUAUUCACAGACUCUGCAGUGAUGCUUGUUUUUUGUCAUGGCGGAAGAUGCGACAGUUAGCCAUGAACUGUUGUGAAGGCUGUGGACUUUACUGUAACAGCAAAUCUGGUUCCUGUCAGACCCUCACUGUUGAUAGAUCUCAGCUGAACUUCUGUGGUCCUACCUGUAUUGGAACCUUCAAACAAAGCUGCAGAAAAACAACCGACUGCGCCCACUGUCACAAGAUGGCUAUAGUGUCCUCCACAAUCAUGGAGCGAGACCAGAAGGGCAAAGUCCAGCUUUACUGUUCACCUAAUUGUGUGGAACGCAGUCGACCUCCUCGACACACUCUCGCUGGUGCUGCUUUCCCCUGCUGCCAGUGCAAGGUGUCAGCUGUUCCUCAGUAUCAUCUGGCCAUGGUGGACGGCACCAUCCGUAAUUUCUGCUCCUACGACUGUGUGACUAUAUUCAGGAAAUAUGGUCAGCCAGACCCUGUCAAUGGGACCUCCUCUCUCAGGGACCCCUCCCAUAAAGAAGCCACCAAAUCGGGACCCUCUGUAGGAGCGAGCUCAGUCCCUCCCAUCCCUCAAGAACACUCAUCUUCAGUCCCUCACCCAGGCCACCACCCCAGUCAUUCCUCAGUGCCCCCACUGGUGCCCUCUUACCCGACCAUGUCGUCCCCCACUGUCCCAGGGCAAUCCCAGGCCAAAGCACCAUCGAGUCAGCCCACGAAACCAGCCGAGGGAAGUCCUGGUGACGUCUCCAAGCUGACCUGCCAUCAGUGCAGCAAACAGUUCAACAUGAAGCCGCUACUCUUCAGCUUUCAAGGUCGUAUUGCAAUGUUCUGCAGCAAACCAUGCUCUGAGCAGUAUAAAACCCAGAAAAAAAUCCUGGCGGUAUGUGAGUCCUGUAAACAGGAGAAGGUACCCUUUGAUACCUUCAGCCAUAAUCAACAGGAGGUUUCAGUCUGCAGUGAAGGCUGUAAAAUUAACUUCAAAGCAGCCAUGCAGUCUCGUAACCGGGAUCACCCUUGGCGAUCGUGCACCUACUGCUCCAGCAUCAGCCACAAGAUGCUUAACAGCCACUACGGAGGCAGGAUGGAGGAGUUCUGUAGACCUCACUGCAUGUCCCAGUACACUGUACUCUACUAUGGGAUGGGUCGAUGUGACAGCUGUAGGAAACAGGGCUACAUGAAUGAGAAGCUGCAGUGUUUGGGUUCAGUCCGGAAUUUCUGCAACAUGCCCUGUUUGAUGCAGUACUGCUACCAUCACUUUGAGAUGAGCCAGCAUGGUAGCAGUAACGGUACUUCUCCACAAACACCAGGUGCUCCAAGCCAGCCUCAACACUCCUCAAAGACAAAUCCUGUUAUUGCUGGUGUGGUGUCACUGGCCAAUGGAUCUGCCGCUCAGCCUAGUGCCACAGCAGACACUGCUCUGACUGGGGCCCUUCCAACCUCCAAUGUUGAUGGCAAGAGUCUGGACCAUGCCAGUACUCAGACUGAUGCCAUGCGAGUGCCUGCACCCCAUCGACGUCAAAUGAAGAACAAGUCUGUCUUGUGUCGUCCCUUCACUUUGGACCAAGAAAGCAUGUGCAAGCUGCAGGAACCAUCCUCUGACUCAUCAGCUCAGACUAAUCAAUCAGAGAGCUCCUCAGCAGCAGAGGAGAAGGUGAAGGUUGUAGUGGUGCCAGUCCCAGUACCAGUCUUCAUCCCAGUGCCUAUGAACAUGUACUCCCAGUGUACACCAGUUCCUAUGGCUAUGCCCAUGCCUAUUCCAGUUCCUGUGAUGGUCCCACAAAGGAUGAACAAGGAAAUGAAGGAUGCAGCUGUCCAGUUAGAUCCUUUAGUUGUUUCCGAAGAAAAACAAAAAGAUUCUCCUGUUCCCAGCACAGACCAGAGUAGUUCAUUCAGAGAAGACACAAAGUCAGAGAUAAUAACUCCCAUACUCCCCCAUGAUGAUGAUGAGAACCAAAAAUGUGCCAAAGUUGAGCUGCCAGUGGCUGUCAACUCAGAGAAGAGUCUGGAGUCCACAGAGCCCCAGAUGAAUGUCCUGCCAGAGGAAGGUGGAGAAGCACCCACCACCAGCACCGAGUGUAAGCCUCCCCUCUCACCCAUGACAGACCUGGAGAGUGACUUCCCGUCAGAAUUUGAUCAGCGGCCAUUUGCCCAGCAGAGAGGAGUAAAGAGACCCAGAGAAGCUUUCUCAGGCCGGAAAAGGGGUCGAAGGCGAAUGGUUGCCAUGGUGACUCCAGCUACCCUCAAACUGAACCAUGUAUAUGGGGUGAAAGCUUGGAGGAGCUGGGUCCAACAAAGAAACAAACUACAGAGAGAAUCCAAUCUAGUCGAUAUUAAAGAAGAUGUGAUCCAGUGUGACUCUGCUGAGCUGAGCUUUGCCCUGUCACGCUUCAUCAAAGAGGUGAGGCGGCCAAAUGGAGAGAAGUACAGCCCAGACAGCAUCUUCUACCUCUGUCUCGGGAUACAGCAGUAUCUGUUCAUGAAGGGGCGAAUAGAGAACAUCUUCACUGACGAGCUCUAUAGCCAGUUUGCUGCUGAGAUCAGUGCAAUGCUGCAACUCUGGAAACCUAAACUACUGCCUGAUGGUCGUAUUUAUCCUUCCCGCGUUGCUGAGUCCUACCUUUGGGAGUGUAAACAGCUGGGAGCCUACUCCCCCAUAGUGCUGCUCAACACGCUGCUUUUCUUCUGCACCAAGAACUUCCGCUUCAACACACUGGCACAGCACCAAAGCCUCUCCUUCACCAACUUCUUUCGAUGCUCUGGGUCCUACCACAAAGAGGGCACAGUCCACUACCUCCGACACCAGAGAAGCAGCACUGCCACAGCUUCCAAAGAGGACAAGGAGCGAGCGAGAAAAAGGAAACCAGACGAAGAGGAGAGAGACCUGUGUAUGCUUGAAAAUGCCCCCAACCCGCUACGCUGUCCCGUCAGAAUCUACGAGUUCUACCUCUCUAGAUGCCCGGAGUCGGUGAAGAGGAGAGCGGAUGUGUUUUACCUCCAACCUGAACAGAAUGUGCACACAAACAGUCCCUACUGGUACACUUCUCAACCAUUAGAGGGGACUACUCUGCAGAGCAUGCUCAUACGCAUCCUGGCAGUCAGAGAGGUUCACCAGGAGCAGGAGGAUGCCGGUUUACAGUGAUCUGUUUAUCACGUCCUGCUUCUCAUCUACUCUGCAAAAUAAACAUGCUCUGAUGACCAGCACUUCACAGUGAAUUCGAGCUUAAGCUCCACUCAUCACUCACUCAGACUGAGGCUGUCAGGAUGAGCAGAACAAAGAAAGACAGAGUUAAAAGGACUUGUGAUGGAAAUGAGAUACAUUUUUAAAAAUGUGGAAUAUUUUGUUACCUCAGUUUAAACUCUGCCAUGACAAAUCAAUACAGAAAUCAGUUACUUUUAAACAUGAAGGGUGUUGAAGUAGAUGAUUAUCAUCAUGGCCAUCUUUAUUUGUGUCUCGCUUGUGUGAUAUGUAUGCCCACCAUUUAUCACAUGUGGUAGGUUUAUUUCCUGGCAGACAUCGUUUUUUAUUUACAGAAACAGAUGUCAUAUUACCAAAUUGGUAUGAGCAAAAGAUUUUGUGUGAUUUAGAUGUUUUAAAGGCUCUAUUUGUAGUCAGAAGACACUUUGUGCUUUUUAUUCUCACCAAAAGUUAAAACAAGGACAUUUUGAUCAGAUAUUUGAAUGUGGCGGCUGGCUUGCACAAAACUUGGUAAAACCAUGUUCUCACCUCCAGGGAAGCACUUCCCUCUGGGUUAAAGAAACCUUAAAUAUGCAGUUUUAAAAACUGUAUCAUAUUUAUUACAUUGCCUGUUUGCUUAUGAAUGUUCUAACAGACAAGCGCUUCCAGGGUUUUUUUCCUUGACAUUUUUGGACUGCUAGCAACCUGCCUCAGAAUUUCUCUCUGAUCUGACAGAUCAUCCUUGACUUUUUCAAAGUCUGUAAUGUGGUUUUCUUUGGUCUGAUAUGGCUGAUUUUCGAUCACCAAACAUGUAAGUAUUCCUCCGAUAAGACACAUGACAGCAACUUCACCUGAUACUUUUGAAUCAGACUGUAGGAUGCUAGCAGUUUAAGCAUGUCAAGGUAAAAACACCUAGAAAUUGGUCAUAAGAAAGAGCACUAAUGUGAUAAAGAAAAUAGUGACUGGUUGCUUUAUGGCCUUAAACUAAAGUCUAUUGGAUUUUAUCUAUUUUUAAAUCAGUAUGCAGUACAUCUGUAAAGCCCUUCAUGUAAUAAUAGAGGAGACAUAAGGUGCUUCUAUCGUAUUCUAUUGUUGUUAGCUGUUUUGAUAUUGUUCUCCAUUUAUUUUCUUCAUUCCAUGUGGCCUUAUUUCCCCAAAAAAUGGAAGUUCCCUUUUCCUCGCUUCUUGGACUUGUACAGUAAUCUGUAUUUAUCCUUUUUUAUCUUCUGUUUCCUGGUAUCCCGUCACUUGUGUCUGUGGAGGUGAAAUGGUAGAAGGACUCAUUACCAACAGCCACAUUUUUCAGUGCUGGUUAUCUUUGGAAAUAUCAAGCUAAGCAGCAUUUUCAGACCACUUAAAUAAAUGGACAUCCAUUUAGAGUCUAUAAUGGGACCUCUGCUAGCUGUAUACUGUAUGUACGUAUGGUUUUUUCCUUCUCUUUAACAGUGCCAUUAUUUUUCUUUGGGAAAUUAUAUUCUGUUUUCUAUCCUCUGCUGAGGUUUCCAGUGUCAUGUAAAGGUGUAGUAUGGUAUUUUUUUAUUGGCCAUGCACACGGUUACAAUCAAGUGUUAUGACAGUGGGCCUAAGAUAUUUAUGACCGUGUCAGCAGUGGGUGAUCAGUUUUGUUUUUGUUUGAAACAUAUGAAUUCUGAAUGUUGAAAAUAAAACCAAAAAGAAUAAUGGGGCUUUCCGUUUAAUCUAAGAAGUAUUCUGAGAUGCCAGGCAGAGCCAGUGUGGGUGUGAUGCUCCCCUCUCCAACAUCUGAUUUCCUCUGAAAAUGGAACACACCAGA